Phaethon lepturus (White-tailed tropicbird) is the source of this 1922-nucleotide messenger RNA. It is a transcript of the gene RNF146, whose product is annotated as ring finger protein 146. Lineage: Eukaryota; Metazoa; Chordata; Aves; Phaethontiformes; Phaethontidae. Gene Ontology annotation, molecular function: poly-ADP-D-ribose binding; zinc ion binding; ubiquitin protein ligase activity. The record is from RefSeq and is a predicted model, not a curated record. Gene Ontology annotation, cellular component: nucleus; cytoplasm. The transcript is spliced from 2 exons. Gene Ontology annotation, biological process: ubiquitin-dependent protein catabolic process; Wnt signaling pathway. The coding region runs from base 162 to 1214 and encodes 350 amino acids.
UAGUUUGCAGAGAAGCUGAAACACCGUAGUGUGCCAUUGGGCAAGACAAGUAAGGAAUGAGCCAGCCUUGGGAAAGAAGACCUGCCAUCCUAGCUGGAGACAUCUGAAGAGAGGACAUUUUAGUCUUGUGGCAUGCUUCAGUAGCAAUUAUUCAGAAAAAGAUGGCUGGCUGUGGCGAAAUAGAUCAUUCGAUCAACAUGCUUCCCACAAAUAGGAAGACAAAUGAGUCGUGUGCUAAUGCAGCACCUUCCCUGACAGUCCCCGAAUGUGCUAUCUGUCUGCAAACAUGUGUCCAUCCCGUAAGUCUGCCUUGCAAACAUGUUUUCUGCUAUCUGUGUGUGAAGGGAGCUUCUUGGCUUGGGAAACGAUGUGCACUCUGCCGGCAGGAGAUUCCAGAGGAUUUUCUUGACAAGCCAACCUUAUUGUCACCAGAAGAACUCAAAGCCGCAAGCAGAGGCAAUGGAGAGUAUGCUUGGUACUAUGAAGGUAGAAAUGGUUGGUGGCAGUAUGAUGAACGUACCAGCAGAGAGCUGGAAGAUGCCUUUUCCAAGGGUAAAAAGAGCACUGAAAUGCUAAUCGCUGGUUUUUUAUACGUAGCAGAUCUUGAAAAUAUGGUUCAGUAUAGGAGAAAUGAACACGGACGACGCAGAAAAAUAAAACGGGACAUCAUAGAUAUACCAAAGAAGGGAGUGGCUGGGCUGAGGUUGGACUGCGAUGCUAACACCGUCAACCUGGCAAGAGAGAGCUCUGCUGAUGGUGCAGACAGCACACCGACUCCAGGGGCUGCAGCUGUGCAGUCUCUAGCACCCAUUUCUGCUAGGCCCCUGCCGUCCCUAGAUGGUCAGCUGAUGAGUCCUUCAACGCCAUCACCAGAUGCAAGCAAUUCCCUAGAGAACUCUUUUGCCCACUUGCAAAUAAAUGGAGACAGUAUGGCUGAAAGGAGUCAUAGGGGAGAGGGAGAAGAAGACCACGAGUCAUCAUCUUCUGGUAGGGUGCCAGCCCCUGACACCUCUGUUGAGGAGACCGAAUCAGAUGCUAGCAGCGAUAGUGAGGAUGUGUCUGCCCACCUUCAGCAACACCCAUCCUCUGUCCAGCAGAGACACUUGAAUGCCGGUGCAAACCAGCCAGGAGCAGAUAGACCAGUGGCAGGGGGUGGGGUGGUAAGUGUAAGAUCUAGAAGGCCAGAUGGACAGUGCACUGUCACUGAAGUUUAAAUCUAGAGCCAUGUGAUUAAAAACUAGAUCCUGUAUCUGUAAAUUUUCUGUCCACAUUGGCAUUGCACUCAAACCUAGCAGUGUGUUUGGUGGGAGGAUGGGGUGAAGGGGAGAAACAGAUUUGGCCUGUUUAACUUAAGUCUUUUAACAUGUCUCAGCUGGAAGACUCUAACUGUAGGAAACUGGGUUGUCCUGUUAAUGGUUUGAAAGCUGCUUAGCAAUACCCAGUUUUCUUGAAAAUGUCUUGUGUUUAUUUUGUAGCAUUUUCCCCUGGGAGAUACUCGAACCCUUUUUGGCCAAUGUAUAUCUACUGUACAACUUGAAUUGUCUUCAUUAUCUGACUGUUGCAUAAGUGUCUUACUACUUUCUGCAUGGAUUGAUGUAUGAAAAGAACACUAAAGCAAUGUGGGAGCAGGCAAGAUGUUGGGUGUGAGCAGGAUGCUUAAUUUAAUGUGAGAAAAUAGAUGUGAGUUUGGAGUUAAAAAUGUGUUUUUAUUAGACAAGAGCAAUCAUUUACCUUCCUUCAAAGGAAAUGUAAAAAUGCUGUUAACUUCUGUUGCAAAUUCUUACCUAUAUGCUCUUCAUGGCAUUUUCUGUGGCUUUGCCAUCUAGUCCUUGUAGUUUUGUUUUUGAGGUCUUUCUUGAUCUGUCUCGUUUUUGUUACGGAAUUUAUAAUUUAAUAAAACUACAUUUUAUCAGUAACAAUCU